CUCCUCGCGGGCAGAAUGCUGGGCAGCAGCGUCAAGAGCGCGCAGCCCGAGGUGGAGCUGAGCGGCGGCGGCGGCGACGAGGGCGCGGACGAGCCCCGGGGCUCGGGGAGGAAGGCGGCGGUGGACAGCAGAGGCAUGCUGCCCAAGCGCGCCAAGGCGCCCGGCGGCUGCGGCAGCAGCGGCAUGGCCAAGCCCAGCGCGGCUGAGCUGAAGGUCUUCAAGUCUGGCAGCGUGGAUGGCCGCGUCCCCGGCGGGCCACCCACCUCCAACCUGCGCAAGCAGAAGUCACUCACCAACCUGUCGUUCCUGACGGACUCGGAGAAAAAGCUGCAGCUCUGUGAGCCGGAGUGGAGCGACGACAUGGCCCGGGCGCCCAAGGGCUUGGGCAAGGUGGGGUCCAAAGGCCGGGAGGCCCCUCUGAUGUCCAAGACGCUGUCCAAGUCGGAGCAUUCGCUCUUCCAGGCAAAAGGGGGCUCAGCCGGCAGCGCCAAGACCCCCCUGGCUCCGCUGGCGCCCAGCCUGGGGAAGCCCAGCCGCAUCCCGCGCGGCCCCUAUGCCGAGGUCAAACCGCUGAGCAAGGCUCCAGAGGCAGCCGUCAGCGACGAUGGCAAGUCGGACGAUGAGUUGCUCACUAGCAAGGCCAAGGCCCAGAAGAGCUCCGGGCCUGUGCCCUCUGCCAAGGGCCAGGAGGAGCGCGCCUUCCUCAAGGUGGACCCCGAGCUCGUGGUGACAGUGCUGGGAGACCUGGAGCAGCUGCUCUUCAGCCAGAUGCUGGACCCAGAGUCCCAGAGGAAGAGGACGGUGCAGAAUGUCCUGGACCUUCGACAGAACCUGGAAGAAACCAUGUCCAGCCUGCGAGGUUCCCAGGUGACUCACAGCUCCCUGGAGAUGACCUGCUACGACAGUGAUGACGCCAACCCUCGGAGCAUGUCCAGCCUCUCCAACCGCUCGUCUCCCCUGUCCUGGCGCUAUGGCCAGGCCAGCCCGCGGCUGCAGGCAGGGGAUGCCCCCUCGGUGGGCGGGGGCUGCCGCUCGGAGGGGCCGCCCGCCUGGUGCAUGCACGGGGAGCGCACCCUGUACGCGCACACCAUGCCCAUGCGGAGCCCCAGCAAGCUCAGCCACAUCUCUCGCCUGGACGGCGACGACUCGGACCUGAAGUCCGGCUACAUGAGCGACAGCGACCUCAUGGGCAAGACCAUGACAGAGGACGACGACAUCACCACCGGCUGGGACGAGAGCAGCUCCAUCAGCAGCGGCCUCAGCGAUGCCUCCGAGAACCUCAGUUCGGAGGAGCUCAACGCCAGCUCUUCACUCAACUCCCUGCCGACGACUCCCACCGCCUCCCGCCGGAGCUCCACGGUAGUGCUCCGCACGGACUCGGAAAAGCGCUCCCUGGCGGAGAGCGGGCUGAGCUGGCUCAGUGAGUCGGAGGAGAAGGCCCCCAAGAAGCUGGAAUACGACAGCGGCAGCUUGAAGAUGGAGUCCAGCAGCUCCAAGUGGCGGAGGGAGCGGCCCGAGAGCUGUGACGACACGUCCAAGGUCGGAGAGCUGAAGAAGCCCAUCAGCCUGGGCCACCCCGGGUCCCUGAAGAAGGGCAAGACCCCGCCGGUGGCCGUCACCUCCCCCAUCACUCACACGGCCCAGAGUGCCCUCAAGGUCACAGGCAAACCCGAAGGCAAAGCCACGGACAAGGGCAAGCUGGCGGCGAGGAGCACCGGGCUGCAGCGGUCCUCCUCCGACGCGGGCCGCGACCGCCUGGGCGACGCGAAGAAGCCGCCCUCCGGCAUCGCCCGCCCCUCCACUUCCGGGUCUUUCGGCUACAAGAAGCCGCCUCCUGCCACAGGCACGGCCACCGUCAUGCAGACCGGUGGCUCCGCCACGCUCAGUAAGAUCCAGAAGUCCUCGGGCAUCCCCGUGAAACCGGUGAACGGACGCAAGACCAGCCUGGACGUGUCCAACGGCCCAGAGCCCGGGUUCCUGGCCCCCGGAGCCCGCUCCAACAUCCAGUACCGCAGCCUGCCCCGGCCAGCCAAGUCCAGCUCCAUGAGCGUGACCGGAGGGCGGGGCGGGCCGCGCCCCGUGAGCAGCAGCAUCGACCCCAGCCUGCUCAGCACCAAGCAGGCAGGCCUAGCGCCCUCCAGGCUGAAGGAGCCUUCCAAGGUGGCCAGUGGCCGGGCCACGCCAGCCCCUGUCAAUCAGACUGAUCGGGAGAAGGAGAAGGCCAAGGCCAAGGCAGUGGCCUUGGACGCAGACAACAUCUCCCUGAAGAGCAUCGGCUCCCCGGAGACCACUCCGAAGAACCAGGCGAGCCACCCACCGGCCACCAAGCUGGCGGAGCUGCUGCCAGCCCCUGUCAGGGCCUCAGCGAAGAGCUUUGCCAAGCCGCCCUCGCUAGCCAACCUGGACAAGGUCAACUCCAACAGCCUGGACCUGCCGUCGUCCGGCGACGCCCACGCCCCGAAGGUCCCAGACCUGCGUGCGGCCAGCCCCGCAGCCGGGGGCCCCCUCCCGUCGUGCUUCACCCCCAGUCCGGCUCCCAUCCUCAAUAUUAAUUCCGCCAGCUUUUCCCAAGGCCUGGAGCUCAUGAGUGCAUUCAGCGUGCCAAAGGAGCCCCGCAUGUACCCCAAACUCUCAGGCCUGCACAGAAGCAUGGAGUCCCUGCAGUUGCCAAUGAGCCUGCCCAGUGCCUUCGCCAGCAGCGCCCCCGCGCCCACUCCGCCUGCCCCCUCGGCCAUGCCCCCAGAGGAAGAGGCAGAGGAGCUGGCCUGGAGUGGAAGCCCCCGCGCCGGGCAGCUGGACAGUAACCAGCGGGAUCGGAACACGCUGCCCAAGAAAGGGCUCAGGUACCAGCUGCAGUCCCAGGAGGAGACCAAGGAGAGGCGACACUCCCACGCCAUGGGGGGGCUGCCGGAGCCCGAUGGCCAGUCAGAGCCUGCGUCCCCCCCUGCGCUCUCCAUGUCCUUGAGUGCGAAGGGCCAGCUCACCAACGUAGUGAGUCCCACCGCGGCUGCCACGCCGAGAAUCACCCGCUCCAACAGCAUCCCCACCCACGAGGCCGCCUUCGAGCUGUACAGCGGCUCCCAAGUGGGGAGCACCCUGUCCCUGGCCGACAGACCCAAGGGCAUGAUCCGGUCAGGAUCCUUCCGAGACCCCACGGACGAUGUCCACGGCUCAGUGCUGUCCCUGGCCUCCAGCGCGUCCUCCACGUACUCCUCACAGAUCCGCAAGCUUCGCCGGGAACUGGAGUCGUCCCAGGAGAAGGUGGCCACCCUGACGUCCCAGUUGUCCGCCAACGCCAACCUUGUGGCCGCCUUCGAGCAGAGCCUGGUGAACAUGACGUCCCGCCUGCGGCACCUGGCGGAGACGGCCGAGGAGAAGGACACUGAGUUGCUGGAUUUGCGAGAAACCAUAGACUUUCUGAAGAAGAAGAACUCAGAGGCCCAGGCAGUCAUUCAGGGGGCCCUCAAUGCCUCGGAAACUACGCCCAAAGAACUCCGGAUCAAGAGGCAGAACUCCUCAGACAGCAUCUCGAGCCUCAACAGCACCACCAGCCACUCCAGCGUCGGCAGCGGCAAGGAUGCCGACGCCAAGAAGAAGAAGAAGAAGAGCUGGGUCUAUGAGCUCCGAAGUUCCUUCAACAAAGCCUUCAGCAUAAAGAAGGGACCCAAGUCAGCGUCCUCGUACUCCGACAUCGAGGAGAUCGCCACCCCCGACUCCUCCGCCCCCUCGUCCCCCAAGCUGCCCCACGGCUCCACGGAGACGGCCUCACCCUCCAUCAAGUCCUCCAACUCCUCCUCCGUGGGCAUCGAUGCUCCUGAGGUCUCCGCUCACCCGGCACCCCACGCGAGGCUGUUCCACGCGGGCGAGGAGGAGGAGCCGGAGAAGAAGGAGGUGUCCGAGCUGCGCUCCGAGCUGUGGGAGAAGGAGAUGAAGCUGACGGACAUCCGCCUGGAAGCCCUGAACUCUGCCCACCAGCUGGACCAGCUCCGGGAGACCAUGCACAACAUGCAGCUGGAGGUGGACCUGCUCAAGGCGGAGAACGACCGGCUGAAGGUGGCCCCGGGCCCCUCGUCGGGCUCAGCUCCAGGGCAGGUCCCUGGGUCGUCUGCUCUGUCGUCCCCUCGCCGCUCACUAGGCCUGGCCCUCACCCACUCCUUCAGCCCGGGUCUCACCGACGCAGACCUGUCGCCCAUGGACGGCAUCAGCACCUGUGGCCCCAAGGAGGAGGCCACCCUCCGGGUGGUGGUGAGGAUGCCCCCCCAGCACAUCAUCAGAGGGGACUUGAAGCAGCAGGAAUUCUUCCUGGGGUGCAGCAAGGUCAGCGGAAAGGUCGACUGGAAGAUGCUAGAUGAAGCUGUGUUUCAGGUGUUCAAGGACUACAUUUCUAAGAUGGACCCGGCCUCGACCCUGGGGCUUAGCACCGAGUCCAUCCACGGCUACAGCAUCAGCCACGUGAAACGGCUGUUGGAUGCCGAGCCCCCAGAGAUGCCUCCUUGCCGCCGAGGUGUCAAUAACAUAGCGGUCUCCCUCAAAGGUCUGAAGGAGAAGUGCGUGGACAGCCUGGUGUUUGAGACGCUGAUCCCCAAGCCCAUGAUGCAACAUUACAUCAGCCUCCUGCUCAAGCACCGGCGCCUGGUUCUCUCGGGCCCCAGCGGCACGGGCAAGACCUACCUGACCAAUCGGCUGGCUGAGUACCUGGUGGAGCGCUCUGGCCGCGAGGUCACCGAGGGCAUCGUCAGCACCUUCAACAUGCACCAGCAGUCCUGCAAGGAUCUGCAGUUGUACCUCUCCAACCUGGCCAACCAGAUCGACCGCGAUACAGGAACAGGGGACGUCCCCCUGGUGAUCCUGCUGGACGACCUGAGUGAAGCGGGCUCCAUCAGCGAGCUGGUCAACGGGGCCCUCACCUGCAAGUACCACAAAUGUCCCUACAUCAUAGGCACCACAAAUCAGCCUGUGAAAAUGACCCCCAAUCAUGGCCUGCACUUGAGCUUCAGGAUGCUGACCUUCUCCAACAACGUGGAGCCAGCCAACGGCUUCCUCGUCCGCUACCUGAGGAGGAAGCUGGUGGAGUCGGACAGCGACGUCAACGCAAACAAGGAGGAGCUGCUCCGGGUGCUGGACUGGGUGCCCAAGCUGUGGUACCACCUGCACACCUUCCUGGAGAAGCACAGCACCUCAGACUUCCUCAUUGGCCCUUGCUUCUUCCUGUCCUGUCCCAUCGGCAUCGAGGACUUCCGGACCUGGUUCAUUGACCUGUGGAACAACUCCAUCAUCCCCUACCUGCAGGAAGGAGCCAAGGACGGGAUCAAGGCUCACGGACAGAAAGCUGCUUGGGAGGACCCAGUGGAGUGGGUCCGGGACACUCUCCCCUGGCCGUCAGCCCAGCAGGACCAGGCGAAGCUGUACCACCUGCCCCCGCCCACCGUGGGCCCGCUCAGCAUCGCCUCGCCCCCCGAGGACAGGACGGUCAAAGACUGCACCCCGAGCUCUCUGGAGUCAGACCCUCUGAUGGCCAUGCUGCUGAAACUUCAGGAGGCUGCCAAUUACAUCGAGUCUCCAGAUCGAGAAACCAUCCUGGACCCCAACCUCCAGGCGACGCUCUGAGGGUCCAGCAGCCCGUCACCCCAGAUGGCAGGACGCUGGUAUCGGCUCAGUUAGCGCCCCUCCCCCCCCCCAGGCUGGCUCUCCCGAGAGACCACCGAGGGAGAGGGAGGAGGCACCGGUUCUUGGUGCUGCACCUUGGAGAACUUCCUAGCAAGGACUAGUGGGGUGGUGUGUGGGGACCCGUGUCCCCAGUCUGCAUUUCCUGGCCUCCUCUCACGACUUUGGGGAAGACAUGAUCGCUGGGUCCUUUUCCUUGACUUCUUGUCUCAGUGACAGACUCCUGGGCUUUCUGGGGAGAGUUCAGAAGACAUCCAACCAGCCCGCAGCGGGUCCUCGCCGAUUCUCAGGAGCGGCUCUGAGAGAGACAGUCCCCACGGGGACGCCCGGGGAGGCCGCAGCCCCCAGGACUUCUGCAUACCCUCCCAACCCAUCGCCACUGCCAACCACUCCCCCCACCCCCGAGAUCGGGCUGGAGCCCAGGAAAAGAGAAGCAUGUGGUUUAAAAAAUGUUUAAAUCCAUCUGUAGAAGGUUUUUAAAAAAUGAAAAAGUUGAAGCUGGAGCGGGGAACCAGGUGCUAGGUAGAGAGCGUCGCCCGCCCUGGGUGUCAGAGGGGACGGGACCGUUGCUGGUCUGCAAAGUCGCCAAACCACAGAAGUGAACCGCAGCCUCCAGAGAAAGACUGCGGCGCUGGCCCGUACCCUCCGAUUUCACACUCAUGAGCGUCAAUAAACCCUGCUUCUUUUUUAUUUUUGUUUUUUGUUUUGUUUCUAUUUUC
Molossus molossus (Pallas's mastiff bat) is the source of this 6383-nucleotide messenger RNA. It is a transcript of the gene NAV1, whose product is annotated as neuron navigator 1. The coding region runs from base 16 to 5607 and encodes 1863 amino acids. The record is from RefSeq and is a predicted model, not a curated record. Gene Ontology annotation, cellular component: axon initial segment; microtubule cytoskeleton. NCBI's taxonomy places the organism in Eukaryota, Metazoa, Chordata, Mammalia, Chiroptera, Molossidae. Gene Ontology annotation, biological process: nervous system development; neurogenesis; microtubule bundle formation. The transcript is spliced from 29 exons. Gene Ontology annotation, molecular function: ATP hydrolysis activity.